Messenger RNA from Ostertagia ostertagi, 156 nucleotides. NCBI's taxonomy places the organism in Eukaryota, Metazoa, Nematoda, Chromadorea, Rhabditida, Trichostrongylidae. The record is from the annotation of a GenBank genome assembly.
AUGAUCUGUCCGCACUGUCAUCAGCAGAUCGUAACAAAAACUGAACCUAAAGCUGGUCUACUUACUUGGCUGCUGUGUCUCCUUAUGGUACUGCUCGGGUGUUGGUUAUGCUGCUGUAUUCCGUUCUGUAGUGAUAAGUGCAAAGUAAGUGUUUAA